GUCGACAACUUUCAAUGUUGUUUUUUCUGCAAAUAUAUUUGGGAAAUAAUCAAAGUCAUACAAAAACCCAACUAUCGUGGCGUUUCAUACGGAUAUAUUUCUUUGGGCGUUGUAUGGCUUCAGAAUGGGCUAUUUAUCGGACGGCUAACAAUGUAAUUAUAAUAAGCACUGUACCGUAUACGGUACUGUACGUGUACGUUGUUUAUGGUAGGAAAUUCCUCUUGUUGUCUGGGCUACUAUCGUCAUCUGAUUAGAAGAAAAAAAGAGAUUAAGUGUACUUUCCUCAUUUUUAUCAUGACAAAUGCAGAUUCUUACGGCACAAAAGAAAGGUGUAAAAUUUCUAAAGAGGUUUCUCUGAUCUGUGAUGCUCGGUGAGAUCUGUGACCAGAGCCCAUUGGAUCUGUCUUUUUGUUCUUCUCAAGACAGAGUUCAGAGAUUGAAUAUAAUCUUUGUAUGAGCAUGCUGGGAAGUCAAGCAUAUCGCAGCACCUGAUGAACGGAAGCAUUCAAGCAAUUAGAUCUCUCUUUCUCCCCUAUUGAUGAGCUCAAAUUGUAAAAAAAUUGCUAUCCAGGGAGAAAGCAGCAAGAAAGAAACUCUGAAUGAUCUGAUUUCUGCCACACCUUAUAGAUGUUCCUGCCCUGGCCUGAAACUCUGAUUUUGCAGAAAUGCAAAGACACCUCAUGCGGGAGAUGCUCGUCUAUGUAGUUCCAUAGACAUUUGUUGCACCUGUCUCCAAAUCCAUGUGCUCUACAAACGCUGGAAAACAAAACGUUCAGCUGCCCAACUAGUUGGCAGUUGUGACCUCUACUUUUACCAGAAGAUAUAGAAGUAAAUGAUGGGCUGCUUCACAUCAGGAAUUUUCUGUUUGAUUAGCUGAUGUCGAAAGCAAUACACCUUGAUGCGACGUACCUCUAACAUAAAUCUACAAAGACAUUUCGUACAACUCAUUACUUACAACUCAUUGCCAAAUUCAUCAAAAUUAAUUUACGUUCAUGUUAUAUUAGGAAGCAGUGCAACUUGCCAGGGAAUUGGAGUCUUGGUUGCAUCAUUUCAUCGCAUGAUCAAAAAGUCAUUGUUGAAAGAUUCUGGAGAGCUGUCAUCACACGGGAAAGAAAUGCACCUAUCUUCAUGUUUUGGCUAAGAGUGAACAGGACAUGAAAAGAGGAGUAAACUACAACUCAGUGAUGCCAGUUGAUGCCCGUGCUCAAGCUGAAAGAAUUUGCAAAAAAUUUCUUGAUUGAAUAUUCAGUUUGUAUGUCUCUGAUAGAUAAAUUAAAGAAAGUAUGUGGAAGGAGAUACAUGUGCAUAUGUAUAGAAAUUGAUGGUUUUUAUUUCUAUUUUUAAAAAAUGCACACACUGCUACACACUCAGAAAAAAACAAGAGGAAGUUUGUUUCAGACAAUUUUAGGUGGCUGCUGAUAUAUCGUUAAAGGGUUACUAGUAGUUAGGAGACUGCAAUUAAUGAAGAAUAAUCAAACAUUGACAUUCAAUUAUGAUUAAUUUAAUAAACAAAGACUAAAUGUAGAACCGGUACAUGUCCGUAUACAUGUAGAUUGUGUGCUAGUGUGUUUUGAUCAUCAAUAUUUAUUGUGUCAUAUCAUUGCCAAAUAUAGAUUAUUAGAUAUAAAUGGGUCAUAUAUAGAUAUCUUAUUUGAUCUAAAGUAUUUUUUUAGUGCAUAUUAAAAGGUUCAGUUUCCUGUUGCAUUGCUAUUUGUACAUGUGCACCUGUUUAAUUAUCAUCAAUUGUGUUUCAUACCAGUGCUGUUGAGGACAUAAAAAAGUGCCAUAGAAAGAUUUCUAUUUUUGCAGUAAGGUAUUUCUUAUUAGAUUGUAUGCUUGUUCAUGUGGUAUGAAGAAAACGUAAUCAUACCUGUAAUGAUAUGAAUUUUCAUUUGCUGUUGAUCUUAUAUGAAGAUCAUAUAUCUCCUGUUAUUCUGACAUGUUAAAGCCCAGAUUGGACAUUUAGGACACUGUUGUUGGUGCUCCAAAUAUUUAUACAUGCAUGUACCUUGAGUGGACAAAAUAAUUCCUCUAUGAAUAUAUGUUUACAUCUCAGAAAGUUUGGACAGUAAAAUCAUGGCACUAAUUAAGGUAGUCUUGAUAUAAAUGCAGAAAUAGUUUUAAAUAUUUUCAAUCAAUACUUCUGAUUUUUUUAAUUCUAAAUUCAAGUAUAUGUAGAUGAAUUCUACACUUAUUUGGCACAAAGAGCUCUAGGAAGAGUGCAAUUUCCACCAUGGAUAUCCAGUUUAUCCAUUCUGGAAAGUGGCUAUGAAAGUUAACAUGUUUUGUGGAUAUGAAGUAUUACAUUUGUUCAUUGUAUACCUGUACGUGAAGGUAUUCCGUGUGCUAAACCCAACAGGGGGUCUCAUUACCCCCCAAGUUAAGUACCUGUUGAGAGAGUGGUCUUGUGUUCACUAAAGAUGAAAAAGGGAAGAAAAUUCUUUCAAAAAUAUGUUUUUGUGAGAGCCAGUGAUUACAUUGGACAAGUACAGAGUAAAAAUUGAUUAUGAAAGAUGUCACUCUUGCCAUUGUGAGACAUUAACUGAGAGGAAUGAUCUUUGACUUGUGGAGCCCGCUUCUGAGAAGUUUGCCAGUCGGAAGCAUUCCGGUGCCACCACCUCCUGUCGCCAUGGAGACCACAACCACUGCCACCACCACCACUGCACUCUUCUCAACGGCUGCCUCCACGGAAUCCACGGUGUCAACAAGCAGUUUGCCAUGGGAGCUGACUACUGACGUUUCUACUAUGUCUCUGGGCAACGACUCUAACACGAUGCAGCCUGAGCUGCCAAUGGGGCUAGGUGCAGUCAUCAUCCUCAGCAUGGCUAUGGUGUUGAUGAUCAUGAUCGCUGUGUUAGGGAAUUGCAUUGUGUGCUUGAUUGUGUACCAGAAGCCAGCCAUGCGAUCAGCCAUCAACCUUCUCCUAGCGAACCUUGCCUUUGCCGACAUCAUGAUUGCCGUGACCUGCAUGCCAUUCGCGCUCAUUGUCCUCGUGCUAGGUGAGUGGAUACUAGGUGACAUCAUGUGCCAGAUAACGGCAUUUCUGUAUUUUCUCUUCAUCUCAGAAGCCACAUUUAUUCUUGCCACGAUAUCGGUGGAUCGGUACUUCAUCAUCGUCCACCGCAAAGACAAGUUGAAUCCGCACAGGGCCAAGCUUCUGAUACUUCUGUCCUGGUUCUGUAGCUUUGUGGUUGCGUUCCCGCCGAUCAUCGGCUGGGGGGAGUAUGCCUUCCCCAGGGGGCCUGGACCUCCCCAGUGCUGGGUAGAAACAGAUGGGUUGGCGGACAAAGUAUAUUACAUCAUCCUCAUGUUGGCUGUGUUCUUCAUCCCCUUCGUGGCGAUGCUCUUCGCGUACUUCUUCAUCCUCAACACAGUGAGACGCAACUCGCUGCGGAUACAAAACCAUCCCGAGUCGCUCAGCAUAAGCCAGGCCACCAAGCUCGGUUUGGCCGGCUUACACAGACCCUCCCGUGUCAAUGUCGACAUGAGCUUCAAGACGCGCGCGUUCACCACCAUCUUGCUGCUCUUUAUCGUGUUCGUGGUCUGCUGGGCGCCGUACGCCAUCAGCGGAUUAGUCUACCAUUUCUCAGUUCGGACAGGAGGUGACGUCAUGCACACCAUAGUGCUGUGGCUCACGUACCUCAACUCUGCGUUCAAUCCAAUCAUUUACUGCUGGCGUAUAAAGAAGUUCCGGGAAGCGUGCCGCGAGCUGGCGCCAAAGACAUUCAAGCUCUUGCCACACCUGCCAGGAAGGACAAGACGCAGGAUCAGACCAAGUGCAAUGUACGAAUGUAAUCAGCAAUCUUCAGUAUGACAUGCCAACUCGUAGAUAGGUUUACAAAAGAGUAUUAGAUCAGAUAUUGUCUGUAACUGUAUUCAGGAAAUGAAAUUUUAAUUAUUGUCAAUUGAUAUUUUUUAUUUGUGUUUUGGAUAAAGUGAUGUGAUAGUGUGCUACUACUUCUAGUGCUACAUGUACCCAAUUUUGUGUGCUUACAUACAUGUACUAUUAACUAUGCUGUAUCUGAAAAGAUUAUAUAUUCUACCAAGAAAAGAAUUUACAUUCCAAGAUUUCAACAAGUUUACUUUAUAAUAUAGUCAUUGCCAGGACAAACAUUUUGCCAUAUUUGUAUGUAUUCAACUCAGCUAGAUUCAAUUUAAACAACUCAAUAUUCUAACAUACACUCACAUGUACAUGACGUGUAUUUUUUAGUGAAAUAGCACAGACAUAACAAUAGUUUGAGUAGCAAAGAGCUACUUAAGUAGUAUAAUGCGUCCAGAGUAUAUUUGUACAAACAAAUUUUGUAAAAUUUUACUCUGAACUACGUUGUUUGUGUGAAGUUUUAACCUCCAUUUUUUAAAAAUUUCAUUUCAUUUAUUUUCAUAUUCCUCAUAUACAUUUCAAAAUAAAGUACCGUACAAGUUUUUUUGUUUGUGAUGAAAUUACAAUUAAUGAUACAUACAUAAAUAAUAUAAAGAUAAAGUGGUCAAUAUAGAGUACUGAUUUAACUGAGAGGAAUAUUAUAAGACCUACAGUACUUGAAAGCUAGCUUGUAUUGGGCUGUAGGCCCCCAUGUACAGUGUACGUGUACAUGUACUGGUCUAUUUAAUUUAUCCAUGUGUAAGACCUUGCAUUUUUUCCCUCUCCCGUUCAAGUUUCAAAUUAACACCCAGCAUGUUUUAAUUUUGAAUUUAAUUGCAAUUUUUUUAAGACACUGUUAAAAUAGCAUUAUUAUGCCAAAUGUGUGACUAUAGCACAGGCUACUGUAUCUUGUAUGGGCGCACUUGGUCAAAAAGGAGAUAAUUUGUGUGUUUUUCUGCACAAAGUCUGCUACUUGUCUACUUGUUACUUUCAUAUGAAUUGCACCUUGAUUAGAAAACAAAAGUGAUAUUUUCUGUACAGGUAUUCCAUAUUCCAAAUGCACAGGUAUGUAAUGUAUACACCUUGAUUGUUAGUUAUUGAUUUCUUAACUGCCUGUCUGGUAUUGGUGCCUGAUGCAGGGUGUCCUCUCUUCAAUUAAAGGGAUAGCUGUCUGCCUAAUAUAUUGUGUUUAGAUAAAAUAGUAUUCAUUACAACCCAGUGACAUGGAUUUAUUUUAUAUAAAUUUGUCCUUUUCUUCCUUUGAUUAAAAAAUAUUCUGUGCGGAGGGGGGGGGGGGGGGGGAUCCAUUGCCCCCUUUAUUUGUUUGUGUUUAUGUAAACUGACAUCUCAUCUUUUCACAUUGGUUAUUGAAGGUCUGCGAGUGUCAUAUCUUAGUGUACAGUUGUACUACUUCUUAAACAAAAAAAAUAUGAGCCUUGUCAUUUGCUGUUUGAAACCAUCACCAACACCAAACAAGAUAUCAAUCUUGAAUUUCUUUCAAAUUGUUCAGGUUAUUUUGAUGGAUAAACAUUUACAGACAUCCCAAAGGUUAUUGCCAACGUGUUAUUAUCAAUACAUUUUAUAUUUUGAAAUCCGCUGGACUAAUUUUAAGGGCAUCCUAGCAGGGUUUGAGCAAUGAUUUGAAAUGUGAGCCCCAUUGCAUAAAGCUCGCCAUUAAAGGUAACUCUCAUGAAAAUCUUGAUUUGAUUGCAGGGCUAUUGAACGAUGUUGCCAUGGUAAUUGAUAUCAAAGGCAAAGUUACCAUGGGUGGUAAGGUUAAUCCAACGGGACCUAAGUUUGAGGGAGUUUUGCAUGUUUAAAGACCUUUGUUUCACAUGAUAGCACUAAUUUACAUUUUUGACAUUUCAAACCUGAAAUAGGGUAGUCUCUGGUUUUUGGGUUGAAUAUCAAAGUGGCUGAAAAUCUCCUCUUUUUUGGACAUACAUUGUACACUCUAUAAAUAACUAUUGUGUGGAAUGCUGUUUUUUUGUGUGUGGAUGUCUCUUUUUCUAUAAAGAAAUUUACUUAAUGGCAGGCAUAAAUGUACAUCUCAUUGGUGUACCUCUAACAUUCUGCCCCCAAAUAGGAGAGAAAAUCAAAGAAAUCUCUUUUCACCUUGCAAGCUGGAUUUUGCCUAUAGAGUUUCAUCUUGAUUUAUUAUUUUGUGAUCCUUAAAGGAAAAUUCUAACUAGAUAUUUUUGUUUUAACAAAACAAAAAAUAGAGAAACAGAGAGUGUGAGGGAUUUUCGACAAAGUAAAAGAAAGAUGUAAAUUUAACAUUUGUAAUCGAUCAAAUACAAAAUUAGUUAGUACAUGUAUAAGAUAUGCCAUGGGAGCAACUCUCCCAUUUCUUCUACUGAAAUUGUCAUAAAAUAAAUUCCAAAUUAUGAAGGAAUAUAUUGAGCAUAUAUGUGUAAUGGUGUAAUUAAGUGGUUGCUGCAAAGAUAACAGAAAUUUAUUAAGUUUUUAAAACAGAACAAAUGGUAAAGUAAACCAUGGAGGUCCAUGUAUUGAAUUUGUUUAAUUAAUGACAUUUUUCAGACGUAAUGUUCUUAUUUUUUGUCAGAUUUGCUUAAACUGUUGCUGAUCUGUUUAUUUAUUUAUGAGCUAAUGCUAGAGGACUUACAUUUAACUUUGAGCUUGUAUAAAGUUGAAGGAUUUUAAAUCAUCUAUUGUCGGUCUCUUAGACGCGACUUGGGUAUUAUAUAAGUAUUCAGUACUGUGCUAUUGAUCACGGCUUCAGAAAGUCUUACCUAUAGAAAAUUUGUGAAUUAUUAGCAUUCCCUACCUAUACCUCUGGUUAUUCCUCAUGUAACAUUGUUCACCUUUUCAAAGUAUAGGGCACAUAUCAUGAGGCCAAUAUAAUGUUUAUAUAUUUUUGUAAGAGACUGAGAACAACUCAUCUUUUAUGUCUUCAGUAUUCAUUCUUUGUGUCAUUUUAUGCUUAUAGAUAUUUGUUUGUGUAAUAGGAGUGCAGUAUACAUAUAAUCUAAUUAGAUACAAAUAUACAUGUAGAGUGCUAUGAUACAAUUAUUUUUCUAAAAAUUCUAUCGAUCUUGAACAAAUUUCUUGUUUUUGUCGUUGUUGCUGUUCCUUGCACAAGUAAACCACUUUGUUGCUGCCUACAUGGUUUUGAUGUAAUAUUUCUUUCUUCUUGAACAUACUAUUUACAGGAAAUAAUCAGAAAAUAUGUUGUAACUGCACAAGUAAUUCCAAAGUGUUGCUGCAUAUUUCACGACCUUACACAAUAUGCGGUGUAAUCACAGAGAUGCUAACCUGACAUUCCCAUACAGUACUAUCAUAUUUGACGUUGUUAUCAUUGAAAAGCCUGUAUAUUUCCCCCUUACAAUGAUGCCCUGUUUGUAAUGAUUAUGUAAGCAUACUCAAAGACUGUGCAGAUUCACCCGAAUAUGGGGCCAAGUCAUAAGUUACAUGUUGCAAAAUGCUUUGUUAUUGUCAAUACAUGAUUAAUCCUCCAAACAACUGAAGAAUUCACUACUGACGGUAUGACUUUUGAAGGCUUUUCAAUGAUAAUAAUGUCAAGAUUGAUCAUAUACUGUACUAACGAGAGAGAUAUCAACACUAAAACUUGAGUUGCAGAACUUUUUUGAGGGGUUUAUUUUGUUUAUUGUAUUUGCUUCUGUUGUUCAAUUGAGAACCAAAAGAGCAUUAAACGCCUGUAUGUAAAACAGCAGAAUUAUCAAAUCUGAGGCAAAAAAGAAAUAUUUAUAACUUUGUCAAAAAACAGUAAAUGCUGAAUUGAUAAAUCUUUUAUUUUGCCUUCUAAUCUACUUUCAAAUUUGGUACCAUAAUUUUAGAAAUUCAUUAAUUUGUCGAUGGGCUAGCUCACACAAUAAAUGUUCUCUCGCAGCACAUACAGAACGCCUAAUGUGGACAAUCUCAUUAAUGUUUGAAAUUGAGAAUUUUGCACAUUUUUGUUCAGCUAUAUUACAGAAACGUUUAUGCCUCACAAAUGCUUGUCCUUUUAAUUCAGAAAUACAAAAUAAUCUAUCGCCAUUUCUGUAACAGUAUAAGCGUCAAUGUUCUUCAUAUACCUGUUUUGUGAUUUUUGUUAUAGCCAGUGUCAAUUGUAUCUAUAUAUUUUUUUAAAUGUAUGUUGAAGAAAAAAAAAUCAAAGUACUAAAUUUUAAUCAGAUGGACCCUAUGUCGUAAUGUUCCAUCAAUACAAAGGAUAUUUAUGGUGUAUCUGACUGAAUAUUUAAAAUUUGUAUCCCCUAAGGGACAUCAUUUUCUUUCUGAAUGUACUAUUUGUAUACUUGUACAAAACAGAGAAUAAAUGUACUAAAGGUACACACGAUAUGGUA
Molecule: messenger RNA, 8184 nt
Organism: Strongylocentrotus purpuratus (purple sea urchin)
Lineage: Eukaryota; Metazoa; Echinodermata; Echinoidea; Camarodonta; Strongylocentrotidae
Product: high-affinity lysophosphatidic acid receptor-like
Exons: 2
Coding region: 2552-3814 (420 amino acids)
Biological process (GO): G protein-coupled receptor signaling pathway
Cellular component (GO): membrane
Molecular function (GO): G protein-coupled receptor activity
Source: RefSeq, a predicted model, not a curated record